Messenger RNA from Bombus pyrosoma, 456 nucleotides. RefSeq lists its product as uncharacterized. The transcript is spliced from 3 exons. Bases 1 to 354 code for a protein of 117 amino acids. NCBI's taxonomy places the organism in Eukaryota, Metazoa, Arthropoda, Insecta, Hymenoptera, Apidae. The record is from RefSeq and is a predicted model, not a curated record.
AUGGCGGAGGAGAAGCCGGGAGGAAGAGGCAGAGCAGUAGCUGGAGGGAAAGGGCGGCCGAGAACCGUGAAAGAUCGAGAAAGAUCCAAGAAGCAAGAAGCUGCGACCUUUCCAUAUCGAGCGACAUUGUUUCGUAUAAGUUCUGAAAGCCAGACGUCGGGACAGACGUCAACAUCGCGUUUGGAUUUCACAGGAUUACUCGAAAAUGUACAUGGUUUUUCGGUGUUCGGUGUUCAGUGGGCAAUCGAUGAUCGUAAAGUUGCAGAACUGACCUCGAUGAUCUCAGGUCGGAAAACGAAAGCGAACUGGUUUCUCGCCAAAAUCCCACUCGUGAAAAUGUGGCCAUUCGUAUGAUCGGCCGUAUCUGUGCAUCCCCUAUAACGGCCCCUAGAAACGUCUUUUAAUAUACACUAUAUCUUCGAAGGGCCCGGGGAUUUCCCUUCGUUUACCCGACCG